Molecule: messenger RNA, 987 nt
Organism: Penicillium odoratum
Lineage: Eukaryota; Fungi; Ascomycota; Eurotiomycetes; Eurotiales; Aspergillaceae
Product: arylamine N-acetyltransferase family protein
Exons: 2
Coding region: 1-987 (328 amino acids)
Molecular function (GO): acetyltransferase activity
Source: RefSeq, a predicted model, not a curated record
AUGGGUUCUAUUAUUGACUGGUCCCUACGUCCAGUCUAUUCGCCGGAACAAUUGAACCGGUACUUUGACCGAAUCAAUCUACCUCAACAUUAUCGGCAGUCACCGGUGGUCAAGUUUGGUCCAAGUGUUGACAAUGAUGCCGCCCUGGCCUUUUUGAAAGUUCUGCAACGAUACCAGGUGGCCGCGGUACCUUUUGAAAAUCUCAAUCUGCAUUAUGCAGUCCAUCGGCACAUUUCCAUUGAUCCCCAGAAACUAUUUGAGAAAAUAGUAGACCCCAAAUCCGAUCGGGGUGGAUACUGUAUGGAGAAUAGUACUCUUUUUGGGACCGUUCUUAGGAGUCUUGGGUAUAACGUUACCUCGGUCGGAGGUCGGGUAAACGAGGCAGUCCAGCCUAUAUCAGCCUCGAAAAAUUGGAAAGGUCCAAAAUAUGAUGGAUGGAAUCACUUGGUCAAUAUCGUUGCUAUCGGGGAAGAUAAGUACUUAAUCGAUGUGGGAUUCGGCUCAAAUGGUCCACAUCAGCCACUUCCAUUAAUCGACGGGUUUGAGGCCCAUAAUGUUGGCGACCAGACUAUACGUCUUAUCUAUGGUCCUAUUGCCCAGCACACGAGAGCUGGCCAAUUCCUCUGGCAGUAUGAGAUCUGCAAUGCAGGCAAGGCGUGGAUUCCUGCCUAUUGCUUCACUGAAAUGGAAUUCCUUCCGGAAGACUUUACGAUCAUCAACUACUAUACGAGCACCAGUCCGGAUAGCUGGUUCGUUCAACAAGUUCUGUGUGUAAGGAUGAUUCUGGAUGAUGGAGGUGGAAAGCUCAUUGGAGAUCUAACACUAUUCGAUAAUACACUCAAGCGCCGCCUGGGGGCCACAUCAGAGGUCCUGCAAACCUUCGCUUCCGAGGAGGAGCGUGUGGCUGCUCUUGAGAAGUUUUUUAACAUUUCAAUUUCAAAGGCAGAUCAGGAAAGUAUCCGCCAAACGAUGUCAGAAAUUCUAUAG